Molecule: messenger RNA, 706 nt
Organism: Colletotrichum godetiae
Lineage: Eukaryota; Fungi; Ascomycota; Sordariomycetes; Glomerellales; Glomerellaceae
Exons: 2
Coding region: 31-639 (202 amino acids)
Source: RefSeq, a predicted model, not a curated record
GGCUCUGGUUCGUAUCCCAACUCGCAGUGUAUGGAUUCGUCUUGUCUAACGCGAUGUUUACAGGCCGCAUUUGCAGCUCUUUAUGCUCUCUUGAUUCUAGGCGUCCAGGGUGGAAUUGGUGGCAGCAUCCUUCAGGCGACGCUACCCGGGAUCGCUAGCGCCCUCAAAGUACUCUUUUUCCUGGAAAUUAUUUACGUUGUUCUUACUUCCGCAAUGAAAGGAAGCAUUGCUUUGACCUUCAUUCGGCUGUCGCGUUCGAGGAUCCUGACUAAACUCUUUUGGGUAUCAAUUGGCUUAGACGUGGCCAUCAGCCUUGCCUUCAUCAUCUACUUGUUGGUCCAGUGCCAGCCGAUUGAUUUCGCAUGGAGAAUGCUGGAUGCGGAUGCAAGGGGACACUGCCUGCCACUCACUGGUCAGCUCUAUAUGGGAUAUGCGCUGUCCAUUGUAACGGCAACUCUGGAUGGUCUUUUGAUGAUUUCACCGUGGCUCAUGAUGAGAGGCCGCAACCUGAACUCAAGGUUGAAGAUGUACAUCUACGGCAUCUUCGGAUUGGGAAUUCUCGCAACGAUUGCGAAUAUCAUUCGCCUUGUGGCACUGGUCAAACUCAAGGGCUCAAAGGACCAACUUGGUAUGUGGUGAUGUCUCCAGUCUGGCUGAUGUAAACUAACUGUGGUCACAGUCGACGCAGCCCCCGUAUUCAACUGGU